Molecule: messenger RNA, 750 nt
Organism: Cajanus cajan (pigeon pea)
Lineage: Eukaryota; Viridiplantae; Streptophyta; Magnoliopsida; Fabales; Fabaceae
Source: RefSeq, a predicted model, not a curated record
AUGGUUAAGUUCCAUCAAGCACUUGCCUGGUAUACUCAAUUGCCGGUAGGAUCAGUUGAUAACUUCGACACUUUGGUAAGGCGAUUCACGUCGCAGUACGCAACGAGUCGACCUCAUCACAUCACAUCUGCCGCCUUGGCCAGCCUUAAACAGGGCGACGACGAGACAUUAAGGGUGUUCAUGAAGCACUUUGCUAGCAUCUCGGUUAAAAUCCGAAACCUAAACCCCGAGGUUGCCCUACACGCCAUGCUCAUGGCGCUCAAGCCAGGACCUUUCGUCGAUAGUCUGUGUCGGCGACCUCCCCCAGAUAUGGAAGAACUCCGUGCCCGAGCUGUAGGGUACAUUCAGAUGGAAGAACACUCUGCUUUUCGCGACCAAGUUCGUGGAAAAUCACAGGCGAAGCUGGACCACGGCCACAAGGAUAAGAUGAAAGUCACCAACGACAGCCAAUUCAAGAAGGCUGCUAGGGCAAACAAAGGAGGGAGGUAUGACUUCUAUACCCCCCUGAAUGCGCCCCGAGUACACAUCCUAGAGGAGGCCAGCAACAAUAAUCUGGUCACUCUGCCACCGCCUGGCCACAGUCCCAAUAGUGCAGAUAAAUCAAAACAUUGCCGAUACUAUAGAAACUAUGGUCAGACAAUCGAGGAAUGUCGCACACUCAGGGACCGCAUUGAGGAACUCGUUCAAGGAGGGCACCUCGGGCAAUACGUCCAACGACAACAAUCUCACAAAGGAGGCUACCACGGAUGA